UUGGCUCUGGAAGCAUCACUACCUUCAUCUUUCAUAUAUGUAUUCACUGACGCACGAGCAAAAGAUUAUCAUCUCGAGGAUCAGAUUUUGAACCUGAUUCAGGAAAAACAAAGUUCUGUGGUUUUUGUGAUGACGGGAGAUUGCAAUGAUCGGAGUCAUCCUGGUUUCCGUUGCUACGAGAAAAUUGCUGCUGUGAGCUUUGGACAAGUCUUUCAUCUGGAAAAAACGGAUGUAAACAAAGUGCUGAACUAUGUGCGUCAUUCAAUCGCCAUGAAAAUGGUUCACAUUUUGUACGAAGUCCGCGAUAAAGGUGGUUCAACACUUCGACAAAUUCCAGUUGACAAAUCGCUUAAUGAGUUGACGUUGUCGUUGUCUGGUGAUAAGGAUGACGGUGAUUACUUGGAUAUCAGCUUAAUCAAUCCGAAAGGUGCCCGUGUUGAUCGAAAUCAGUUCGGCGAUGACACUGGAUCGAUCGAUCUGCACAAUAUAAAAUUAAUUCGUAUACGGGAUCCGAUGCCCGGUAUUUGGCAUGUACGAACAUCCAGCCGUCUAAAACAUACACUUCGUGUGCUUGGCCAUGGAGCCAUUGAUUUCAAAUAUGGAUUUGCUACAAAACCAGUUGAGAAAGUUGAAAUGCCAGCAACCAGGCACCUCCAGAAUCCGUACUUGUUCUACAUUGGUCCGUUUAUUCCACCGCAAGGACAUUACUUUGUUCGAGUUAAAGGUGAAGACGAUGGGGUCUACGAGUUCCAGCGCAUCGCUCCCACGGCCCUGUCGCCUGUAGAUGCUGGAGGACCGAGAGCAUACAUGGCUGACCGAAUCACUGCUGUGGCGGCACAACCAGUCAAUCUGACGUGUUCGGUGGCAUCAAAAGGCGAAUUCACACUUUACUGGUACAGGGGUCGCGAAAAGCUCGGCGGACCACUUUUUUAUCCGUAA
Molecule: messenger RNA, 939 nt
Organism: Gongylonema pulchrum
Lineage: Eukaryota; Metazoa; Nematoda; Chromadorea; Rhabditida; Gongylonematidae
Source: the annotation of a GenBank genome assembly